Candida tropicalis MYA-3404 is the source of this 2235-nucleotide messenger RNA. RefSeq lists its product as uncharacterized. Bases 1 to 2235 code for a protein of 744 amino acids. Gene Ontology annotation, molecular function: ubiquitin-ubiquitin ligase activity. The record is from RefSeq and is a predicted model, not a curated record. NCBI's taxonomy places the organism in Eukaryota, Fungi, Ascomycota, Pichiomycetes, Serinales, Debaryomycetaceae. The transcript has a single exon. Gene Ontology annotation, cellular component: ubiquitin ligase complex. Gene Ontology annotation, biological process: protein polyubiquitination; protein monoubiquitination.
AUGUCGAGUUCAAAACCUUCUAUUGAUGACACGUUAGGUAAUAUUUUGCCUUCGUAUGGUAUGUUCACCUCAACCGUAGGAAUGAAUGUUAAUGUACCUGAAGUUACAGAAAAUUAUGACAUUCAACCUCCUACUUAUAUUCCUUCUAGUAGCACGGCCACAUCUGAUAGUACUUCUUUAGCUACUACUUCACAUGUUUCUAGUGCCUUUAAUGAAUUGUCAAUGGGUUCUUCUAGAACUUCUGUAAGUGGAUCCGUCGCUGAGCGUGGAUCUACAUCAUCUACAUUAGAAGGUAUUGAUGAAAAUGGUUCAUUCAUUAUUGCUGAUGAGAAUACUGGAUCUUGGAGAGAAACUAUUUUAGAUAAUGUUCAUCGUUUACCAAAUAUGACAUUCGAAUCACACAAGAUUUCUGAAGCUGUUAAUCUUGAAGUUUAUUUUACUAAAGAUGUCGGUGUACCUGGUAAAAAACCUGAAUUGAUUCAACCAGAAAUAUAUGAAUAUAAACAAGGUGAUUUCUUAAAUGGUUAUAUUUUAAUUAAAAAUACAUCUGAUAAACCCAUCCCUUAUGAAAUGUUUUAUUUAUUAUUUGAAGGAAAUUUCAUGAUUGCAAAUAAAAGUGAUGUUCUGGAUAGAGUUCCUAUUAAGAUUAGAAAAUUCUUGGAAAUGUUUGAUUUUUCAGCUAGUUGGAAUGAAGGUACAGUUACAAGAUUUGCUAAUGAAACUGUUAUUGAUCAUAAUGCUUGUACUAAAGCAAUUGAUCCUAUUGAUGGUACUAGAUUAUGUUUUGGAUUGAAAAAGGUAAUCCAACCUGGUGUUACAUAUAAGAGAUAUUUCAAUUUUAAAAUUCCAAAUAAUCUUUUAGAUUCCGAAUGUAAUGAUCAUGGGUUGUCGAAACACGUUGAUUUACCACCUACUUUAGGAUUGUCAAGAUGGGAAGUUGCUCAUUAUCCAGAGAGAGCUAUGAAUAAAAUCAAAGAUUUUUCUAUGAUUAAUACUUCUGUUAGUUACGGUGUAAUGGCAAGAUUUAUUGGUAGAAAAUCAACUUGGGAAGCUGAUUUCGGUAAGAUUAACACAACUGCUGAUGAUACUAGAAUUAUUAACUCCAAAGGUGACGAAUAUAUCAUUUUGAAAGAAUUGACCAAUCAUUUCCGUGUUAUUCAAAAAACGGCUACUCCUACAGAUAAUGAACGAUUAAUGAAAUUAUUGGAGAAUAAAUUAAUGUAUAAUAAUAUGAUUCUGAGAAUUAAAGAAAAAAUCGAUCAAGGAAACCAAUUGAUUAAAUCCAUUGAAAAUGGUGAUUACACUGGUAGUAUAGAUAUUGGGAAACAGCUUACUGAAACAGAACUUGAAUUGGCUAAAUGUAGUCAGUUGUAUAGACCACGUAAUCUUCGUGAUGCUAAAUUCAAUCCAGAUAAGAAAGAAUAUUAUGAAACAUUUUUACCAUUAACAAAGAAAUCAAUUACUGGUACUAAAAAUUUUGGUACUUUAAGAAUGGCAACUCCAAAACAAGAAUAUUGUGUUUGUUAUGUUCCACCAGUUAGAUUUAGAAAUCAAUCUAUUGAUAGACUCACUCCAUCUUGGAAAUUUGAAGUUCCACUUGAUUUAUCAAUUAAAUUACCUUCAUUAAGUUCAAAAUCAUCACCGCAACUUCCAACUAUAAAGUCGAUUUCUGCUGAAUUUGUUAAUUUAACAAUUAAAUCGGAAAAGCUUGCUAUUCCAAUUGAAUUCAACCAUGAUUUGAUAUUUAAUAAAGUAAACACUGGUGAGUUUACUGAUCGUGAUCUUUUCAACACCAACAUCACCAAACAAUUUAGAAAAUAUUCCAAUGAAUUAUACAAAAUUGUUCAGCAGUUAGGUACUGAAAAUUUUAGAAUAGAACGUCAAUUAGUUGAUGAUUUGAAAGCUAUGUGCAAUCUAGAAGAUAGGUCUUUGAACAUGCCAGUAAGAGAUUUCAAAGUUAAUGGAAUACCAUUCAAGAAAGAUUCAAUCAGAUGGGAAAUCAAUCAAGAAUCAGCUAAUGCAUCAAUCAACUUAGGAAUCAAUUUAGAAAGUAUGAUCUUAAAAGGUGAACCAAAUGUUAAUGAAACAAGUAAAUCAUAUGAUAGAUUUACAUUAGUUCCAGAUUUUCAAUCUUGCUUUAUGAGUAGAAUGUAUUAUAUUAGAUUAACUGUUCAUUUAUCCAAUGGAAGUUUCUCAAAUAUUAAAGUUCCAGUCAGAAUCCAGAAAGUUUUAUAA